AUGAGGCGCGCGGAGCCUAGACGAUGCAGCGUUCACGGUGGCCUGGGGGCCCCGGGGGGGCUCUGGCUUCUUUGUUUCCUGCUGCUGAACAAGCGCCCAGGGGGCUGCAGCGGCAUUAGUGCCAACGAUGGACAGGACCAAGUGGGACCGGGACAUCUCUGACCUCUCCAAGGAUUUAUUGCCCCCAUCUUCUGGCCCUUGCAAGGUGUAUUCUAGCAGAUUUUUCCCCAAGAACUGUUCUGGAAGGAUGACAUCACCCAGGAUGUGAUGACCCAAAAGAUGGAGAAUGCCAGAUUCCACCCCCCAGAUCCCUGUCUGAGGGAUGGAAAAGAAGCCUUUCCCACCAAAACCACUGUGAGCCCAAUGGCCAAGGUGAACACGGACCAGUGCUUUACCUCCAAAGUAGUUUUGAAGGUCCUCAAACAAGAGGUGGGCAACCCCAACAAGACCACCUGUGGAAAUCCAUAUGAGAGAUCAGAGUGA
Orycteropus afer afer is the source of this 483-nucleotide messenger RNA. It is a transcript of the gene RESP18, whose product is annotated as regulated endocrine specific protein 18. Gene Ontology annotation, cellular component: endoplasmic reticulum. Lineage: Eukaryota; Metazoa; Chordata; Mammalia; Tubulidentata; Orycteropodidae. The record is from RefSeq and is a predicted model, not a curated record.